UUUAAUUCGUCCGACCUAAUACUUUUUUUCAGCAUCUCCUUCCUUUUUCGCAGCACUAGCGAUGGAUCCCUCAUUCGUGAGUGCGGCGGGAAAAGGGGAGAAGGGAAAGAAAGAGUAUCCGUUGUAGCUUCUCCGGUCGUGUGUCCCUCGGUCUAUAUAAGCUCGACCGAUCGGCUGGGACAAGAAGCAACCCGCUUCAAUCCCCGACCCUGGCCCGAUCUUCGUGGAGUGCUGGAGUGGUGGUAUAUAGGCGGAGGACAUGGUGAAGUUCUCUAGGGAGUACGACGCCAGCAUCAUCCCGGAGUGGAAGCCCGCCUUCGUCGACUACAAGGGCCUCAAGAAGCUCAUCAAGAAGAUCAAGGUAGCAAGGCGCGACGCCGACGACAGCAGCGCAGGAGACUCCUCGCCGGAGACCGCCGCCGGCGUCGAGAGCGUCGGCUAUGGCGGUGGCUUCUCCAUGCUCGACCCCGUCCGCGCCCUCGCCGCCCGGUUCGCGCCCAGGGUGCAGGCCACCUCGGUGCGUGCGUGCGAGGACGAGGAGAGCGGGGAUUCCGGCGAGUUCGUGCGAUCCACGGACAAGCAUGAGCGGGAGUUUCUGGAGAAGGCGGACGAGGAGCUGGAGAAGGUGAACACCUUCUACGCGGCGCAGGAGGCGGAGCUGCUGGGCCGCGGCGAGGCGCUCAUCGACCAGCUCCGCAUCCUCGCCGACGUCAAGCGCAUCCUGGACGAUCACGCUGCCACCCGCCACGCCCGGGGCUCGCUCCUGGGCCGCAGCCGCUCCAUGCGGGCGGUGGCGCCGCCCUCGCCGGCGCUCAGCAACUCUGGCCGCUACCUCCUCUCGGGCCUCGCCACGCCGCAGUCCAUGUCAGAUGGGAGCGUGGAGCUUCAGCAGGCACAGAUGACGGAGGGCGCAGCGGUGGCCGACGAGGUGAUGGCGGCGCUAGAGCGCAACGGCGUCAGCUUCGUGGGGCUGCCCGGGAAGAAGGAGGGCAGCGGCAGGGGCGGGAGGCUGCAGCUGCCGUCGACGGUGCGCAUCGACAUCCCGGCGAGCAACCCGGGGCGGGCGGCGCUCAAGGUGUGGGAGGAGCUGGUGAACGUGCUGCGCAAGGACGGGGCCGCCGCCUUCGUCCACCGGAAGAAGGUGCAGCACGCCGAGAAGAACAUCCGCGACGCCUUCAUGGCUCUCUACCGCGGCCUCGAGCUGCUCAAGAAGUUCAGUUCUCUGAAUGUAAAGGCGUUCACCAAAAUUCUUAAGAAAUUCGUCAAGGUGUCGGAGCAGCAGCGGGCGACGGACCUUUUCUCGCAGAAGUCGAAGAGAUCGUCGUUCAGCACCUCCAACAAGGUGCUUCAGCUGUCGGACGAGGUGGAGUCACUCUUCCUGAAGAACUUCGCGGGCAACGACAGGAUGGUGGCCAUGAAGUACCUCAACCCACAGCGGCCCAAGAACACCCACAUGAUCACCUUCCUUGUAGGGUUGUUUACGGGCACAUUUGUGAGUUUGUUCAUCAUAUACGCCAUCUUGGCCCAUGUUUCCGGCAUUUUCGCCUCCGCCGGAAACACGGCCUACAUGGAAAUAGUUUACCAUGUCUUCAGUAUGUUUGCGCUCAUCAGCCUGCACUGCUUCCUCUACGGGUGCAACCUGUUCAUGUGGAAGAGCACCAGGAUCAACCAGAACUUCAUAUUCGACUUCGCCCCCAACACCGCUCUCACGCACCGGGACGCCUUCCUCAUGUCCGCCUCCAUCAUGUGCACCGUGGUCACCGCGCUGGUCAUCAACCUCUUCCUCAGGAACGCUGGUGCGUCCUACGCCAAUGCCGUGCCCGGGGGCCUCAUAGUGUUGUCAGCUGGGCUUCUAUUCUGUCCGUUCAACGUGUUCUAUCGGUCGACGCGUUACUGCUUCAUGCGCAUUAUGCGCAACAUCAUAUUCUCGCCAUUCUACAAGGUUCUGAUGGCCGAUUUUUUCAUGGCUGAUCAGUUAACUAGCCAGAUCCCAUUGUUAAGGCACAUGGAGUUUGCAGCGUGUUACUUCAUGGCAGGAAGCUUUAGGGCUAACCCAUAUGAGACUUGUACUAACAGCCAGCAAUACAAACACCUGGCCUAUGCCAUCUCUUUUCUCCCCUACUACUGGAGAGCUAUGCAGUGUUUAAGAAGGUACUUUGAGGAACAUGACAUAAAUCAGCUCGCCAAUGCCGGGAAGUACGUGUCGGCGAUGGUCGCGGCUGCCGUCAGGUUCAAGUACAGUGCAACGCCGACGCCAUUCUGGGUGUGGCUGGUCCUCAUCUCAUCCUCAGGCGCCACCAUUUACCAGCUCUACUGGGACUUUGUCAAGGAUUGGGGCUUUUUCACUCCCAAAUCUAAGAACCUAUGGCUCCGGGACGGUCUCAUCCUGAAGAACAAGUUCACCUACUACAUUUCUAUGAUGCUAAAUCUAGUGCUUCGGCUGGCAUGGACUGAAAGUGUGAUGAAGAUCCGUGUUAGUAAGAACGAGACUCGCCUACUAGAUUUCUCCCUUGCCUCCUUGGAAAUAAUCCGACGAGGACAUUGGAAUUUCUACAGGCUGGAGAACGAACACUUGAACAAUGUUGGCAAGUUCAGAGCAGUGAAGACUGUCCCAUUGCCAUUUCGUGAACUCGAAACGGAUUGAUGAUUAAGAGGGAGAGAAGAGUGUAACAGUGCUGAUACCAACGAUUGCGAUCGCCCCCAUUUGGUACAUCCUCCUGUUGACAUCAGAUUUUGGCACGGCCAAGAACUUAAUUAAGAUGGCCUUAAAUGGAGAAGUGCUCAAAGUGAGAAAGUUCCAUAUCGUCAAAAGGAAAAACUUCGAUAUUUGGGCCAUAGUCAUCCGGUCUCAUCUCUAAGGCCGAAGUUGUGUUCGAAGUACUCAGAUUUUGUACUCAGAACACUAUUCGGCUGAUUACGCCCCCAAGAUGGCCUCAUAUGGGAAAAGUUUCUACACGGAUUGUCUUCGUCUCGUCGAAACGAUAGAUUUUGAUAUAAAGAACGUCUAAAUCGAAGUUCGUAUGCAAAAUUUAGAGCCAAAACUAUGUGCUGCAUAAGUCUGCCCCGGAAGUUCCGGGCAAAACUUCCGGGGAGGUUCCGGGCUAAACAGAAACUUUGCGCGCGGUGCGCCCCAAAAACUGUAAUUUUAACAUUAUUUGCAGAUUUGCGGGGCCUAUUUCAACAUCAAGAUGACCUCGGAUUAAAAAGUGAUCAACUAAGGCAUUUUUCUCCAUUGCAAGAUCUACAACUUUGCUUUUGGGACCAUCGCAAUCCGAAGCCAUAUGCGACCUGCAUGAGCUGUGCAAGAGGGCUACUUGAUGUACUUUUAGCCCGGAAGUUCCGGGCUGACCGGAAGUUCCGGCACUCGUGGUCCGAGUUAGGUUAUUUUUUUAUGUUUUGGACAGGAUUUGAGUCAUUUUCUUGUACGGAAAGUUCAGCCGCCUCAUAUAUAUGUAAGAGGUGACGGCCGAUUGAAUAACAACACACAAUCUA
This is a messenger RNA of Triticum aestivum (bread wheat), 3492 nucleotides long. Its product is annotated as phosphate transporter PHO1-2. Gene Ontology annotation, cellular component: membrane. The transcript has 15 exons. The record is from RefSeq and is a predicted model, not a curated record. Gene Ontology annotation, biological process: cellular response to phosphate starvation. Lineage: Eukaryota; Viridiplantae; Streptophyta; Magnoliopsida; Poales; Poaceae. The coding region runs from base 260 to 2644 and encodes 794 amino acids.